Messenger RNA from Macrosiphum euphorbiae (potato aphid), 1590 nucleotides. NCBI's taxonomy places the organism in Eukaryota, Metazoa, Arthropoda, Insecta, Hemiptera, Aphididae. The record is from the annotation of a GenBank genome assembly.
AUGACGACCGUCGUCAACCAUCAUCUGCCCCCGUGGUCCGCGGUUACUGUGGUGUCGAUCGUCGCGAUCGUCGUCUCGCUGGCGCCGGCGUCUCUGUGUUCGGUGCAGCAGUCCAGCAGCGGCAACGGGCUAUGGGACGAUCUGGUGGGCAAGUGCGACGGCCCCAGGAACACGAUGGACUGCGUGCGCAGCCGGCUGUACAAUUACGUCGACCACACGUUCGAAUCCGACUUUAACAUCACCGACGGGCUGACAUUCACGAAGAACAACAACGACUACGAGUCCAUGUGCCCCCCCGGCAACAACGAGACCACGACCACGUCCUACCGGGAAGCCCGAGCUCCCGAAAUGGAAGAAGAAGCAGUGGCCGAUGACGGCUGGACCGACGUCACGGAUCAGCUGUACAAAAAGGGCGCCAAAUACUUGGCGACCCACGACUUCGAGGCCACCGUACCGAGUUUUUUGGGAGGUGGACCCGGCGCUAGGGUUCGUCUGUCGCCCAAAAAAAUCCUGCCCGAUGGAGGUAUAAUUCUGCGGAUGGACGUGUUGCCGGCUGAAAGAGACGCCCGAUCGCCAAGGUUCAUGCACAAGAUGAUAAAGCAACUGUUCAAAAAGAAACUCAUGUCCAGCGGGAUGGCUCUGAUGUUGAUCAUCAAACUGAUCAAGAUCAAGGUGUUGUUCCUGUUGCCACUGUUGAUCGGAGCGGGCGCCGCCAAGAAGAUCCUGCUCAAGGUCCUGCUGUUCGUAUUCCCGCCGUUGGCCCACUUGUUCAAGCUCUGUUCGUACUACCACCACCACGCCUCAAAGUUCUAUCACUUCCACCACCACAAGGUGAAGCACCACCAUCACCAUCUCAAGGUCCCUGUACCGGUACCUGUGCCAAUCAAACCACCGCCGAGCUACCACGGCGAUUACUACCCCGCAGGACCCACGUUGGACCAUCCACCGCCGGGACCAUACGAUUCGCCCGAGACUUUGGGAGGCAGUGACUAUUACAACCGCAACAGUUUGGAAAUGAACAACGUCGUGUCGGACCACGCGGACGAGCUGGCCAGUUGGGGUUUGGGCGAUUACGCGGAAGGCGCGUCGCAGUUCGACGCCCCCAAGUACGAGUACUCGGCAUCGCCCUCGCAGUACGAACCGCUCAAGUACGGCGGCGGCGGCGACAGCGGUGGCGGCGGAGGUCCUCCACCAUCGCCGUACGCUGAGAAGUACGUCAAGAGGGGGGACAACGGAAAUCCCGCCUUGGGCAGACCGCCACCCGCGCUGCAACAGGUGGCGACGCACGAUCCGGUGUACACUCCAGUCGUACAGAAAUUGGACGAGAUAUUCCAUGAAUUGGCCGUGCACGAGGAACCAUGCAAAGAGAAAUUGGUGUGCAAGAUGUACGGCGACCCAGGCAGAUUCAGUCCGCACAGCAACCUGGUGUCCGCGCAGUUGAGCAGCGAGACGGCUGCGAGUUCCGGCGGAAGAACGGGCGUCAGCCUGGACGCCACGAGACUGUGGCGUUACGUGCAAGCGGCCAAGGAAGGCCAAAACGGCGAAGACUGUCGUAUCCUCUACCAGGCGUGCACCAUGAUCGGACUAUGA